Messenger RNA from Laetiporus sulphureus 93-53, 1003 nucleotides. RefSeq lists its product as uncharacterized. Bases 75 to 944 code for a protein of 289 amino acids. The transcript is spliced from 4 exons. The record is from RefSeq and is a predicted model, not a curated record. NCBI's taxonomy places the organism in Eukaryota, Fungi, Basidiomycota, Agaricomycetes, Polyporales, Laetiporaceae.
ACCCUUGGUUUGUUUCUGACCAACACACACAUCAUCCACCCCUUCUGCCGUUCUCGCUUCCUCUCGUGUUCACGAUGUCUGUCACUCCUGCUGUUAUGCGCCGCCUCAUGCGCGAGCUCACGGAGCUUCAAGCGAACCCCCUGGACUGUAUACGCGUCAUCACCAAUGAGGAUAACAUGUUGGACGUGGUCGGUAUCGUUGAGGGACCAGAGGGGACGCCAUAUGCUGGCGGAUACUUCAAGAUCAAGUUUGCAUUCACAGAGGAGUUCCCUGCGGCACCACCUAAAUGUCGAAUGUUAACGAAGAUAUUCCACCCCAAUGUUUCAUCUUCAGGGGAGAUUUGUGUGAAUACGCUGAAGAAGGAUUGGAAGUCCACAUACGGCAUCGGCCACAUCCUCGUAACAGUGAAAUGCCUGCUUAUCUACCCGAAUCCCGAGUCUGCCCUUGACGAGGAGGCAGGAAAGCUGCUUCUUGAGAACUACGAUGACUACUGCUCCCGGGCCAAGCUGAUCACCAGUGUACAUGCGAGAACCCGCCCAACACAGUUCGAUAAGCCGGCCUCUUCUUCUACUCCAUCCACGUCGAAAAUAGCUUCUGCAAAAGCAGUGCCGGCUGCUUCCUCCUUGAUCACGCCAAUAACUCCUUUCCCCACCGCUCCGAGUUCCGCGGCGCCGCAGAAAUCUGCGCAACCUGCACCAUCCCUUCCAUUGCAAUCAUCCAGUAGCAACACGAUUCCCACUUCACCAUCGGCAAGUCAGUUACUGAACGAAAAGAGUACGGGCAAGGAGAGGCAGACGUCGCCCUCUCCGUUGAGCAUGGCAGACUCGAACGUUGCUUCGACUGUGAAGGUGGACGCAAACGCAGCUGCGAAAGCUGUCAAACGAGCGGCGACGGGAGGUAUUGCGGGGAUCGAGAAGCGGAAGAAGGCAUUGAAGCGUUUGUGAGCACUGCUGAAGGAGCUCAACGCUUGCUCGUUGUCGGUGGCGCAAGUUUGGGUUGGACA